CGCAAAAAAAUAAGAAUGAGAAAUUGCCUUCUCAGGGGCGACUCACUCUGUUCGUGUGAGUGAGAGAUUGAGAGAGCACUGUGAAGAAUUGCCGGUGAAUCUCCGCCACUGCCGCCGUUUCUCCAGCUCCUCGCCGGCGUCGCCCUGUCACCGCUCCUCACUUCUCCGCCGGAGUCCCCUUACAAUGCGGAUGCGCUCCUCCGCGAAUCUCCUACUGCUGUUCUCAUGCAGCAUCCUCCUCUGCUCCUCGGUUUCUGUCCUCGCCGCGGAGCUGUCCGGCGAGUCCAUCUCGCUGGCGGAAGAAAUCAAUGCCACUGCAGCUGAGCUGAACGGCACCAUGCCGAGAUCCGAGAAGGACAGCUUCGCCGACAUGAUCGAUCGCGCUCUGGAGAAGGAGUUCCCUGAGAAUGAGCAGAACGAAGCUGCUGAUGCCGGAAGUUUCAACAAUAGUGUUGCUGGGCAGCAGGCAGUGUUGGAAACUGUUGCUAGGGUGAAGUCCAAGAAAAAUGAAACCAAGGAGGAAAAGUCAUUCCAGCUGCACACUGUUUUUAACCUGGACAACGAUAAUCGUGCAGAAGACACUCCAACAUUGAUUGACCGGAAGGACAAUGUCUUUAUCAUAUCCAAUCCAAAAUCAAAGUACCCUGUUCUACAGUUAGAUUUAAGAUUAAUAUCGGAUCUGGUCAUCGUGAUUGUCUCUGCGACUUGUGGUGGCAUAGCAUUUGCCUGUGCUGGACAACCGGUUAUUACUGGAUACCUGCUUGCGGGCUCUUUUAUUGGGCCUGGGGGCUUAAGCUUUGUUAGUGAAAUGGUACAGGUUGAAACAGUUGCUCAGUUUGGUGUGAUAUUUCUUCUUUUCGCAUUGGGCCUUGAGUUCUCCACGACCAAGCUUCGUGUUGUUAGAGCAGUUGCUAUUCUAGGAGGCCUUCUCCAAAUUUUUCUAUUCAUGUGCUUGUGUGGGAUUACAGCCUCGUUAUGUGGAGGUCAUCCUUCAGAGGGAGUGUUUGUUGGUGCAUUCCUUUCAAUGUCUUCAACAGCUGUGGUUUUGAAAUUUUUGAUGGAAAGGAACAGUAUAAAUGCCCUUCAUGGUCAGGUCACAAUUGGUACACUUAUUCUGCAGGAUUGUGCUGUGGGAUUGUUAUUUGCUCUACUUCCUGUUCUUGGUGGAAAUUCGGGUGUACUUCAAGGAGUAAUAUCCAUGACUAAAUCGCUGGUGGUUCUCAUUAUGUUUUUGGCAGUAUUAUCGAUAUUGUCGCGGACUUGUGUACCCUGGUUUCUCAAGCUUAUGAUCAGCUUAUCAACACAGACAAAUGAACUCUAUCAAUUGGCAUCAGUGGCCUUCUGCUUGCUUGUGGCUUGGUGUAGUGAUAAGUUGGGUUUGAGCCUUGAACUAGGUUCAUUUGCUGCGGGAGUGAUGAUAUCAACUACUGAUCUAGCUCAACAUACGCUCGAACAAGUUGAACCCGUCCGCAACUUCUUUGCUGCUCUUUUUCUUGCUAGCAUUGGAAUGUUGAUACACAUUCAUUUUCUCUGGAACCAUGUUGAUAUCUUACUAGCAGCAGUUAUACUGGUGAUUAUUAUAAAAACCAUUGUGGUUGCUGCUGUUGUCAAGGGAUUUGGAUACAACAACAAGACAUCACUUCUAGUUGGAAUGUCUUUGGCCCAGAUUGGAGAAUUUGCUUUCGUUCUUCUCAGUCGAGCAUCUAAUCUUCGAAUAAUUGAGGGUAAAUUGUACCUUUUACUGCUCGGGACAACAGCUCUCAGUUUGGUGACAACUCCUCUGCUCUUCAAGUUAAUUCCUGCUGUUGUGCACCUUGGGGUGCUAUUGGGUUGGUUCUCGCCCGAUGCUCCCAGCGAGAUGGGAUAUAAAGGAGAUAGCCUUCGCGCAGAAAGUGCUAAGCGAAUUACCUUCAUGGUCCAAGGCUCUCAUGAUUCAUGAUAUUAAUAAAGUGCAUGAAUUGUCCCACCCGAAAAGAAAACAAAAAAGAAUUCAGCCUUUAUUUCCUGAUGGGAUUCUUAUACAUUGGGGGACAGGUGUCUAAGACUGCGAAGGAGGUCGACUGAGUGAGAAAACAGUUUUCUAUUCUAUCCCAAAGCUCUUCCCAACUCCACUUCCUCCCGGUACAUAUAGAUCCACGAUCAGAGCCUCAGUGAAAAUCCCAACAAAGUUUUACCACGUAGAAAGAAAAAGCUACGAAGGUUGUAUAUGAUUCACAGGCAAACACACCUUCCCCCCCUCUAAUUUUGGAUGUUUAGGUCAUCAUUUUACUCUCCUCUGAUGGCCACUCUGUAAUAUAUGUUGUCCAUCUUGUAAUCUAGCUAGGAAGGAUGAGUAUCAUUCCAUUGUUUUUUGACUUCUCCAAUUGUUGAUUGAUUGAUUCUUUGUUUUUGAACAAUCAAGUAAGUCUUACUUCUCAGUUUUGUUU
Punica granatum (pomegranate) is the source of this 2426-nucleotide messenger RNA. NCBI's taxonomy places the organism in Eukaryota, Viridiplantae, Streptophyta, Magnoliopsida, Myrtales, Lythraceae. The record is from RefSeq and is a predicted model, not a curated record.